This is a messenger RNA of Lasiosphaeria miniovina, 5266 nucleotides long. RefSeq lists its product as uncharacterized. The coding region runs from base 303 to 4832 and encodes 1509 amino acids. Gene Ontology annotation, molecular function: protein binding; structural constituent of nuclear pore. Gene Ontology annotation, cellular component: nuclear pore. Gene Ontology annotation, biological process: protein import into nucleus; RNA export from nucleus. NCBI's taxonomy places the organism in Eukaryota, Fungi, Ascomycota, Sordariomycetes, Sordariales, Lasiosphaeriaceae. The record is from RefSeq and is a predicted model, not a curated record. The transcript has 3 exons.
CUUUGACUUGACUCUUGAAGAGUCGACUCUUUCUUUCUGCAAUUCUUUGAAAAAGCGGCCUAACACGCAACAUCUCUACGGCUUCUGAGUCUAGCAAUUAAUUGCACCCACUAACACUUAUACUGUUGCACUUCAUUUUGCUUGCCGGACGUGGCCUCCCGCGACCGGUCUGUUUAGGCUUUGCGCUUCCCAAAGCUUAAUUCGCAGCUCCCCAAGCACGCGCGCGCGAGCAUCCACAAAUGCUGAGAAGCAAUCUGUGAACCUCGAGUCCUCUGUCCAAAGGCGGCUAUAUUGCAACGGUCAUGGCCUUCAGCUUUGGAAACAAUGCCGCGGCGGGCGGGGCCGCCGGAGGGACAGGAGGACUGACGCAGGGCAGCGAUCUGGAAGUGAUCGUGACCGAGGGUCUCGGCUUUCUCGCACUCGCUAGUGAUGCAAAGGUCCAACUGACCUCGCGAUGGUCUCCCCCCCCAGCCCCAACCGCAUCUCUCCUGAGCAUUUCCCCCCGCAAAGGCCUAGUCGCCGCUGCGGGGCCCGAUGCUGUUCACAUUGCAACUACGGAUUCCGUACGGAAGGCAUUCGAAGCUGAACGGAGCGGCGAUAGUGAAGUGCGGCCGUUUAAUCCUGAGGCUAAGGUGCCCCUCCCCUUCCGCAUUUCGCAGCUUGCCUUCACGGCCGACGAGCAGUUCCUCCUCUUGUCUGCCGAGAGUGGCGGCGGUCUUGCGGCAUACGAUGUCCAGACCCUCGUCCAGGGCGGUACGCAGUCAGCCUUUGAGCUGAAUACCAAUGGCGAGUCAAUCCGGGCUCUUGUGCCCAACCCUAUGCCUGAGCUGGCUAGCUUUUGCGCUAUCGUCACCAACAAUGGCAACCUAUUCAUGGCCAACCUCGCCGAGUGCAAACUCAAUGCCGGACCCAACGGGCCGACGUUACGCUCGCAGGUUAGCUGCGCGGCAUGGAGCACCAAAGGCAAGCAACUGGUUGCUGGUAUGGCGGAUGGCACUAUUUAUCAGAUGACACCGGAUGGCACGGAAAAGGGGCACAUUCCGAAGCCUCCAAGUCUCGGUGAUUAUCACGUAUCCUCCGUGACGUGGUUGGAGAACAACGUGUUUCUUGUUAUUCACAACCCAACGAAUGGACAAGAUCCAUCGGUAUAUCAUAUAAUCACUCGACAAGCACCACCUGGAGGCACCCUGACUUUCACCUUUCAGAAACUUACAGAUCCCGUGGAACCUUUUGGAUCUGACAAGGUUCCGCAUCAUUCUGUCCUCAGACUCAAGGACUUUCCACCCAACCUCCAGGAUCUCCUCCUGGUUUCAUCUACUGCUACAGAGACUAUAGGCAUUUUGUCACGGUCUAAAACUCCACUGUCUAGUGGUAAGCCAGCCGAGGCAAUCACAAAUGUCUUUACAACGACGGAGCUGGCAGACGAUUCAAGACGUGCUCAGCUGCCAAUGAGCGAGGAUUUGGCCGAGACCUUCCCAGUUGGAACCGCGCUUGACUUAUCUGGAAAGGAUAAGGUGUACAAGCCCAUUCCAACUGACGAGAUGGAGCAAUCGCCAGGGCCGCUCCCAGGGUUGUGGAUUUUGAAUAACGAAGGUGUCUUGGCAGUGUGGUGGACUGUCUACAAUGAGUCGGUUCGGUCAGGCACGACUUACCCUGGGCUUGUUGCCGCAGAUGCCGGCGUAUCAGCUCAGCCUGCAACUGUCAAGAGUUCUCUCCCCUCAGCUUUUGCAUCCCAUGCCAGUGCGCCCGCGUUUGGCGCCCCUUCCAGCGCCGCCCCUGCUUUUGGCACACCCUCCAGCGCCGCCCCUGCUUUUGGCACACCUUCCAGCGCCGCCCCUGCUUUUGGCGACGCAUCAGCUAUCGGAGCCAAUUCAUCUCCUUGGUCGACAGGCCCAGUGGCAUCUGUAACCCCCUCCUUCGGAUCAAGCACCUUUGGGAGCGCGCCCGCAGCGGCAGCACCUGCUUUUGGAGCCCCUAGCUUUGGGACUAAACCGGCUGGGCCAGCUUUUGGCCAGUCUUCAACGAUAGGAAUGGGGCUAGGCACCAAAGUAUCACCUUGGGCGACAGGAUCUCCCUCUACCGCAACCCCGGCAUUUGGCCAAUCUGGCUUUUCUAGCGCCGAGGGAACUCCCAAGGUAUUUGGCAGUGCCGCUGCUGCUACGCCAACUUCUGGAGGUUUUGCUGGCUUUGCUACCAAGAGCGGAUUCGGGGGCCUGACAGGCAGUCCAAGUGGCCCUAGCCUCUUCGGGUCCAAGCCCUCCGGGGCUUUUGCUUCGACCACGCCAGAAGUGUCGAUGGAUUCUGAUACGGCGUUCCCCCCUUCGCGAGCGAAAGAAAACUCCUCUAACUUUGGAUCCUCGCCUUUUGUGCUUGGUACUACAUUUAAAGCCGAUCCCAAGGCCUCUGACGAUAAUGAGAAGCCGAAGCCAGGCGCAGGCAGUUCGUUGUUUGGAAGCAACUUUGGCUUAUCACUGACCGAUGCGGCCAAACAGCCUGUUGUCUCUGAGGUAAAGGUUGAAGAUAUGGAUAGCACUGCCCAGACCCCGGCCCCUAACCAGGAAAAGGAAAAGGCCAAGACCUUGUUCGGUCUCGAAUCCACGACACCGACAACCACACCGGCUCCCCCGAAGUUUACUGCUUUCCAGCCCACCUCGGGGCCUUCGACCGGAUCGAGCAUAUUCGGACAGAAACCUUCAACCUCCUCUAGGACUUCUAACAUAUUCGGGACAUCAAAGUUGGCGGCAGCAGAGGGAUCGAAGCCCAGCCCCGUCUCGUCAAUCUUUGGAACUCCAAAACCAGCUUCAGCUACUCCAAUUUCAUCAUUGUUUGGAACCCCAAAAAUCAAGAAGGACGAAGAUAAAGAGAACUUAGCAGAUAUUCCGGAGGCCCCUCUCCCACCCGAUGCCACUAGUAAGGCAGUUUUCCACCUCAGUGAUUCUUCAUCGUAUUCAGGAUCAUCAUACUCACCAAAAGCAGCCUCACAAAAGUCGAUAAAAGCCGGAGACGCUCCACUACCGCCGGAUUUUCUAGGGAAGCCCGUGCCCACCAAUACAAAAGAAGCCUCGCCAUCGCAAAAGCCCGUACCUAAAGAAGCACCAUUGCCGCCCGAUUUCAUUCCUGACAAGUCAGAUUCUAUAUUAAAUCCAUUUAUUGAAGAUGACGCACCAUUGCCACCCGAUUUCGUCGUCAAGCCGGCAUCUCUGCCUCUCCCAGAAGCCCCGGCUGUUCCUAGUAGCCCCGAGCAAGACGAACUUUCUGAGGAAGGGGAGCUUUCAGAGGACGAUCAAGAAGAUAACGAAGAAGUGGAAGACGGUACAGAUGCUGCUAGUGAGGGCAGCGGUAUUGAUGUUGCUAAGGAUCUUAGUCCAACCGCUGGGUUUGGCAACCGUACUCCAGGGUUUACGCCACAAAGCUCAUUUGGAGGAAUGGGGGGAAGCACCUUUUCAACCAUCUCGCGCUCAGAAGCUGAGCAGCCUCGAACGUUGUUUGGCGAAAUCAGCAGAAAUGCCCCCCCCUUGUUUGCGCAGCCAGUACCCCAAAGCCCUCGAUCGCCCAGCCCAGUGCGUGGAGCAUCGCGAGCCAGUGUGCUAAGAACCAACGAAACACCCCGCUCUGUCAGUGCUCCGGGAAUGGCAUCACAGAUUUUAGGUCGGAGGCCGCCAACUUCACAGGGGAAUCUUGCUUUCAGCACUACAGCGCGAUCCUCCCCCCCUAUCGACCCAAAUGUGCAAGCGCAACGUAAACACGCAGCCAAAAAGGAAGCAGAAGUGCAAGUGCUUGUUGAUCCAGAGGAUGAUGGCAUCCAACAGAUUCUACGUUCCGAAGUACAUCCAACUCUUAAUAUGAACGAGUUUCUCGCUGUCGACACAAAACUCGAGAUAAUCGAUGCAUCUACGAAUGGUAGAGAGGUUCCGGUUGCCUGCGAAACCUUGUGGAGAGACAUCAACCGCAUGGUUGAUAGAGUGGGCCUCAACUCAAGGUCUCUGCAAUCCUUUGUACUCGGUCACACGACCAAGUUCAAGGAAAGCAGCCGCGAUAAAGAAGACCUCGAGAAUCCCGAUGACUGGGUUCUUGUGGAGGUAGAAGGCCUAAGCAUUGUGGAAAACGAAUUGGCGAAAGAGCUGCAAGAAGGCCGCCUCAGGGAUGUCGAAGAGACAGGGGCUUCGAUCCAGGAUCUGACACGCGACCUUGCAAAGCUUCGCGUAAAGGAGGAAGACAUGCGCAAGGUAAUCAUGUCGCACAUCGAUCCUGAACAACUCGCAGCGGCGAGAUCUCUUCCACUCAGUGCAGAGCAAGCGACGCAGCAAAACGAACUACGAAGAACCUAUGCGACGUUCUCCAAGCUCUUGGCCGAAACCGAAGAGGCCCUGACGAUGCUCAAAGCCAAGAUCUCGUCGGCAGGCGGAGCAUCAGGCAAAGCCCAAGUACCCACUGUUGAAGCGAUCAUACGUACCAUCAACAAGAUGACGGGCAUGGCAGAGAAGCGUAGUGGCGACAUUGAUAUUCUCGAGAACCAGAUGCGUCGACUGCGCCUGGGUUCUAUGGGACUCAACGAUAGUCCUGGACCUCGCAGCCGAGAAGAUUCGCCGUAUAAGACACCGCAGAAGAGGUCGAUUCUCUCUCCAGAACGCAUGCGCGACUCCAUGACAUCAUCUAUCGCGUCGUACGGCAUGCGAGGAACCCCACCCCGCAAGAAGAUGAGCAUGUAUAGCGAGGAGGAGAAGCAAGCUGUACGUCAGAAGUCGGCCAAGAGACAGGGCACUCUCGAGCGACUGCGCUCGAGUCUGGAACGUUCUGGCCCAAAUAUUUCUCGUCUUAAAGAUGAUGACUAAAUUGCAUCAAGAAUUUGGGGAGGGAAGGCAGGUUAGCCCUUGGGGGGUGUUAUGAAACGACCAUACACGUCGUUAAUGGGUUAGUUGGCUGUCGGGAGCCCAAUAUUGGUUACAAACAGGAUGUAUACUCUGGCAAAUGGCUUUUUUCAUAAUCAGAAGGAACCGAAACCUACGAGCCAAGAAACACGUAUGAAGCCUUGGAUUAGGUUGUAAGGAAAUAAAGGGAUUAGCAUCGCCUCGGUCGUUUAGGUAGUCUCAGAGAUAGUUUACUCUUAGCACAACUCUGCCCUCCCCAACGAGGGUAUCUGCUAUUAUUAUCAUACGAUGCCUUAGGGAUAAGGACCUUGGGGUUCCCCUUGGCCGUCCAGUAUUAAGACGGACUAGAGUUAAUAACCCACGUCUAGAUGGUUGUUGUCCUGGCAGGUUUUAAGCUC